AAUGGUAUUUAGUAGCUAAUUGAGUUUUGCCAUUAUUGCAAAUACGUCGGGAAUAAAUUUCUUAAAUUCAGUCUUACGAUUGCAGCUCAAUUUACCAGUACCUCGGAUAAACAUUCAAUCAAGUGUCGGAUGUCAGCAUUGUUCAAUCGCUUGGAAAUAAUUGCAGUUGUGGAAAUUUCCACCGAAAAGGAACGGUUAAACGUUAACGAGUAAAGGAAAUAAUUAUGGCGACCGAUAUUUUAAAGAAACAAGAACAAGCGCGUCAAAUGCGUUAUUCACGUUCGAAAUUUCGCCGCAUCAACUCUUUGGACCAAAUACCCGAAGAUCCUGGCCAGGAGCAGAUCGUGCACACAGCGAAUACCUACAGGAAUCCGGCUUUGGGUCACCAAACACAGGUGCUGCGCCGAUCGCCGCGUACGAUUUCGGCUUCUAUGCGACAAGUUUUACUCUUUUGGCCGCAAUUGCUGAUCAAUAUAGCGUUUACGCUCAUACGCUACAUCCUUUAUUUACCGCUAUCGAUAGCGGCACCCAGUUUUUGGUUGUCAGCUUUAUUGUGGAUCUUUUGGAAGUUCGUUCGCAUACCUGUGGCGCUUAUAAAGUGGAUGUUAAAUGUCGACUCAUUGAUGGAUGUAUCAGCGGAUGGCCCGCAACGCAAUAGGCGUACCGUUCUAAUCAGUUGUGGUAGUACAAUUCAAACAUUGCACCUGGCACGUAAUUUUUAUUCUUCCGGUUCUCGUGUGGUUGUGUUCGAAUUUGAAGGACUAUUUGGAUUGGCACGUUUCUCUACCGCCGUGGACAAAUUCUAUAUUGUGCCCAGACCCAGUGCAAACAAUGUAGACAGCUACAUAACUGCUUUGUGUCAGAUUGUUAGCAAGGAGAAGCCUUCGGUUUAUAUUCCCGUUUGCGCAACGAGUCCUGCCUAUUACGAUGCACUUGCUAAACAACAUUUGGAGCUACUCGGCUGUGCCAGUUUCAUACCGGGCAUCAAUGAGACCAACAUUUUGGAUGAUUGUCUUGAGUUUUUCAAAAAAUGUAACGUUAAUAAUAUUACUGUGCCACCUUACUCCGUACUGACAUCGUCCAGCGAUCUACAGCAAUUGUACGAGAACAAUUUCAUCAGCAAUUUUCGAAAUAUUCUAAUGGCGGUCGGUUUUCAAGGCCUAGUUGAGCGUUUCAAAUAUUUAUUGCCAAAUAAUCGAAUGGAUUUCAAAUUUAAUCACGAAAUAAGUGAAAAUGAAAAGUGGAUUGUGAUACGUGAUUUGCCGGGUGAACAUUUUAUUACUUGCACAACGGUCAAAGAUUCACGAGUUGUAUCGAAUGUUACCUGUAAAGUAGAACAUGAAACGAAAAAUUUGAUACCAGUAACCCCGUUAAGAGGUCAUGGCCCAUCCGCCAUGUCCGACGAAGCACAAAUCGACAUUUGGCUGAAAACGUUCUUCGCCAAAGUGCGUUUCCAGCGUAGCAUCAACGGGCACAUGAGCUUCCGUCUGAUUAAAUGUCAAGGCACAUCACAAUUCAUACCACUCGGCGUACGUGUUGGCGUCUCAUUGCCAUAUAUCUGCUAUAAUCGAUCUCAUGCUCAAAUACUCUGCCGCACUAUGAAAUGCAUACAUCGCAGACAAUUAAGUUUUACAAGUCCGGACGAGGAGUCGGCACUUGGUGCAUUGACAGCCAAUUUUCGUUGGAGUUCUAUAGAGCGCUCCACUCCGACCACAGUGUUAGAUAAGAGAGAAGCUCUAUUCGCCUAUUGGGAUCCAUUGCCAUAUUGUGCUUACUAUCAUUUCCAAUUGCCUCUUAAAUCCGUCAAGAUGUUUUUACAACGGCGUCACCGAUCUACGAAAACUUUAUCGCCACGCAUAACAAUGCCAGUUCAUUGAACGUCUUGUCGGAUCGUGUCGUGUACCCAGCAGAUACGACGCCGGUACAUUGAUAAGCAACAAGAUUUUUCUCUGCUUUAUAAUGGGGCAAUCUAGAGCGCUGUCCCUGUUGUUACGGAUCACUUUCUUUGCAAAAACGUUGAAGAGAGUGUAUUGCUCAUUUGUCACGCAUACAAACUUAUUGUAAUUGUUGUAUGUGUUCAUUUACAUAUGUUUUUAUAUCUUAACAACUAUUUCUCAUACCAAUCCUAAUGGUGAAUAAGAUCACUUGGGAUUAUGUGUAUAAAAAAUAGAAAAGGUCGGCAAAACAAUAAAUUUGAAAACUAAAAUUAUGAGCAGAGAGGGCAGAGUUGAGUGAGAGAGAUGAAAUAGACUGAAGGUGCUGAUGGAAUUAAAUAUAAUAAAUGUAAUGGUGAUUAUUAUGUUAAAAUUAUUAUAAUUUCAAAUGCUAUACAUAUACUAUUUGUAGAUUACUAUGUAGUGAUAUGCUAUAUACGCAUAUAUAUAAUACAGUUUAUUUUUAAAAUAUUUAUUUUUACUAGCAUAUAAGUCACAGGGUUAAGCAUUUAAUUUCUAAAAAAAUAUAUUUUAUUUUUUUUGUUUGUAAGCUAAAUAAAAACUCCUACAUACACUUGAA
This is a messenger RNA of Zeugodacus cucurbitae (melon fly), 2514 nucleotides long. RefSeq lists its product as uncharacterized. NCBI's taxonomy places the organism in Eukaryota, Metazoa, Arthropoda, Insecta, Diptera, Tephritidae. The record is from RefSeq and is a predicted model, not a curated record. The coding region runs from base 225 to 1877 and encodes 550 amino acids. The transcript has a single exon.